Molecule: messenger RNA, 4426 nt
Organism: Salmo salar (Atlantic salmon)
Lineage: Eukaryota; Metazoa; Chordata; Actinopteri; Salmoniformes; Salmonidae
Product: matrix metalloproteinase-15
Biological process (GO): collagen catabolic process; extracellular matrix organization; proteolysis
Cellular component (GO): extracellular matrix
Molecular function (GO): zinc ion binding; metalloendopeptidase activity
Source: RefSeq, a predicted model, not a curated record
UCCUCCCCUUCUUUCUAGCAGAAAGUCACUACUCCCUUUUUGUUUUCUAUCAGAUCUCAGAAGGCAGUGAGUUUAUUGGACUAUUAAUGUCCAACACAGCCUGCAAGAGGCAUGCUGUGGUUGAGGGGAAAUAAGGAAAUCUAACGGAUGCCUUCUGGCUACUUGGGGGGGAAAUAAUUUAAGACAAUUGCAUUUUUGUUAAUUUUUAUUCGCCUACAGGUUAUCCUCCACACUGAUGUUUUUCAGCAAAGUGCAUUGUGCAUUGGAUGGAUACAUAAUCGUACUACAAAGAAGACAAAGCUUGUUGCAACUAAAAUACUUUUUUUCAUUCCUGUUCUUCUCCCUCAAACUUCCUCGUGCAGGAAAGCUAUUGUUGAAUGUGUAGAGUGGAAGGAGCACGCAGUCUGAUAUCUGUAAUAUGCCAGAGGAAAUGACCGUUUAACCAUUAGACCGUGUGGGACAUUAGGACAUGGGAUUUAAUAGAAAAACGGACUCCGGGCUUUGAAUAACCCGUGAUCACAUCUUUGGGGAAAAUUGCAAAUUAAGUAUUUCUUCCUGUGAGAUUAAGCCGAACUGUUUCGGAAACUUGGAUAGUUUGCAAGCGAUCUGAUUUGAGCGCACCGCGACCUAAAUAAUGGCCAGGGGUUGAAGUGCGGAGAGAACUUCUAAAACAUACAAGAAAAACUGUAUUUUGAACUUAACUAAAAAGUGUAUGUAGUCACAUAGCGGUUCACUCAUCACUUGACAGAACUUUCCAAUCACAUCCGACUGUGAAAAUCCCUCUCGCGGGCUAACGAGUGCGUACAAAGAUGACAAUCCUUUGGAGACGCGCUUCUCUGAGGCUGUGGAAACAAAUAAUGGCUCCGCUCGUCUUGCUCUUGUGCAACAGGCUUGUGACCAAUGCGGACGAUGACACUUUCAACGCAGAGUCGUGGUUGCGGAGUUUUGGCUACCUGUCCCAGGCCAGCAGACAGAUGUCCACCAUGCAGUCCUCUCAGAUCCUGUCAAAUGCUGUCAGCGACAUGCAGCGCUUCUAUGGCCUGGAGGUCACUGGAGAGAUGGACGAUGCCACACUGAAGGCCAUGAGAAGGCCUCGCUGUGGAGUCCCAGACAAAUCUUUUGGGCAGACUGAGAACGGUAUGAGGCGGAAACGCUACACUCUCACUGACCAGAAGUGGGACAAGAACCAUCUGACCUACAGCAUUAUGAAUACUACCCCGAAGGUCGGUGAGGAGCGGACACAAGAAGCCAUCCGCAAGGCCUUUUUGGUGUGGGAGCAUGUGACACCACUGACCUUCGAAGAAAUCGCCUUCCAAGACAUCACCAACAGCAGCCAGGACGCGCUAGAUAUCAUGCUGUUGUUUGCCUCCGGUUUCCAUGGAGACAUGUCUCUGUUUGACGGCGAAGGGGGGUCCCUGGCUCAUGCCUACUACCCAGGGCCCGGGAUGGGCGGAGACACACACUUUGACGCAGACGAACCGUGGACACUUGACAACCAUAAUCCAUCAGGUAUUGACCUAUUCCUGGUUGCGGUGCAUGAGCUGGGCCAUGCUCUGGGCCUGGAGCACUCUGACAACACCAAUGCCAUCAUGUCUCCCCUCUACCAGUACAUGGACACAAAGACCUUCUCACUCCCAGAGGAUGACAGGAGUGGAAUACAGAAGAUAUAUGGACCUCCAGACGAUUCUCCCACUCAGGACCCACCCACCACCACCAGGGAUGACACCGCCCCCCACCAAGACCCCACCACCACUGCUCCUCCAGAUCUAAACCCCACCACCACCCCUUAUCGUUCUCUCCAGACAGACCCCCCCAGCCCCACCUAUGACCCUGACACCCCAGACCAACAAGAACCUGAACCAGAUCCCACCGACGCACCUCACCUCCCUCCAAUCCCUGACCCAGAACCCACCAUCCCCUGGCCUGACCCUGUGCCGGUGACCCCCUACAUCAGGAGAGAUGAGCCUCGUCGCCCUGUGCAGCCUGACCACACCGCCCUGGACAUCUGUGACGGGGACUUUGAUACGGUCACCAUGCUGCGAGGGGAGAUGUUUGUCUUCAAGGGUGGCUGGUUCUGGAGAGUUAGAAGGAACCGUGUCCUGGACAACUACCCAAUGCCCAUUUCUGUCUUCUGGGUUGGACUACCUGAUGAUAUAGACUCUGGCUAUGAACGGCACGAUGGGAAAUUUGUCUUUUUCAAAGGGGACAGGUACUGGGUGUUCAGGGAGGCUGAUGUGGUGCCUGGUUACCCCCAGCCCCUGGUAGAGUACGGUCAGGGCAUCCCCACAGACAGGAUCGACACAGCCAUCUGGUGGGAGCCCACCGGCUACACAUACUUCUUCAGAGGAGACAGAUACUGGCGUUUUGAUGAAGAGUCCCGCACCGGUGACAGAGACUACCCUAAACCUGUCUCCAGGUGGGGCAAGGUCCCAUCCUCUCCUAAAGGAGCCUUCCUCAGCGACGAUGGCGCUUACACCUACUUCUACAAGGGCUCCAAGUACUGGAGGUUUGACAACCAGAAAAUGAAAGAUGACCCAGGCUACCCUAGAUCCAUCCUUAAAGACUUUAUGGGCUGUGAUGGAGCACCGGAUGUGGACCCAGAGACAGAUGAUACAGUAACAGGCCGCAAGUGGCCCACAGUGGACCAACCAAAACCACAACCACCAAUUGGCUCAGACCCGGAUGAUGUGGACCGAGACUCAGAUACGGAUUACACCAACGAUGUGGAUUAUGAACCUGAUGCAGAGGACAAAGAGGUGGAUGUGGUGGUGAGGAUGGCUGAGAACGAGGCCAAGGUUAUGACCCUGAUCAUGGUGACCGUGCCCCUGGUCCUGGUGCUGUGCAUCCUGCUAUUGAUCUAUGCUAUUAUUAACACCCUGCAGAAGAAAGAGGCACCCAGACUUUUGGUCCAUUGCAAACGAUCCCUGCAAGAGUGGGUUUGAUGUGCUCCAGAACUGGAUUCACACACACACACACACACACACACACACACACACACACACACACACACACACACACACACACACACACACACACACACACACAGUCCGCGCACGUACACACACAAACAUUGCAUACAAAUACAAGCACAUAAUCUCCCUAUUGUUCCUCCUUUACCAGUUUAUAACAGACAAUUUGCACUUUUAACACCCAGUGUUUCGAUUUUUUUGCUGUUGUUAGUUUGUACCGUCUUGUAGUUUUACGUGUUCAAGCCAAAGAUUUCCACGAAUGUCCUUAUAAAACAGAGUGGUGGUGCCUGUCUAGAACCAGCAAUGCAAUGUCUAACUGGUGUGUGUGUGCUGUAAACACAAGACCACCACCUCCCACUGUGUCUUUCCUCUAGUCUACAACAGCCCGGACUUUAUCCACAAAAGGGCCGAUUUAGAUAUUGAUAUUCAGACCGCCUUGGGGCGGAAUGAAAUCCAGGGGUUGAAAAAGUGGUAUAUCUCAUGGUACAUAUUUAGGACGGCUGCUGGAAUGGAGCUGGGUCUGGUUGACAUUAACCAGAUGUUGCUGAUUUAGUCAUUUUGGCUGCAGCGCCGGGGGAGGGGUUAGGAUGCCUGCCAGCAUUUCCUUUUCCUGAGUUAGUUAUUUUCUCUUGGGGAGGGAGAGGGUGGGGGGGGGGGGGCAAGGGGAGGGGCUGAGCGGAGCUCCAUUGGCGUCGUGCCUCCUGACCUAGAUUAGCGAGGCCCACUCCUAUUUUUCAAAACCUUUUUUUUUUCUUCUGAGCGGUUUGGCUGGAGAUGUCUUCCUGUGAGACUCCCCCUCCCCUGCCGCUAUGUUUCACUGUAGACAUACUCCAUCUGCAGUCUCUGUUUCCAUCUGAGAAUCUGCUCUAUACCUAGGAGAGGCUUUAGUUCUGAUCUGUGAUGAUAGGUCACAGGGUUUGUGAUGAGGUCUGUUGGAGUAUUCACGUUGAACUUAACCAUAAAUGAUGUCUUACAACUCUUUGUUGCCAUUUUUUUUUUUUUUUUUAAUUAAAAUGCCCCUCUCUGGAACUACUUCCUUUGUUGCCAACUCUUUGUGUGCCAACUUCCCUCAUUCAAAGGCCAAACGCUUUUUAUACAACACCCAGAGUGCAAUUAUUGUUUUGCGCAAUAGACAGAUGAAGACCAUUAGUUAGAGGUUUUUCCUCAGCAAAGCCACUAUGCACAUGUAAACAAAAAAUGGUUGUAUAUGCUUCAGGUUUGUGGUCGGUUGUGAAUCACCCGUGUUUUGUCAUUUAUUGUUUGUGUUUUGUAUUAGUCGGUUGUUGGAGAGGAAGAAAUACUUAAAAAAAAAAAAACGUUUGAAAAUUUGCACAACAUUUUGUGUUGUGCUCUCUGUACAUUAGCAGAGUUAAAUGAUGCAUGCAGGACAUGUAAAGCCUUUACACAAAUGUAUGAAAUGUAUAAGGAUUUCAAAAUAAAACAUGAAUUAUGGCAAA